UUCAACAAAGUACUGAGUAAAGGGUCUGAAUACUUAUGUAAAUGUCAUUUUUCAAUAAAAGAAUGAUCAUCACUAAACAAAGUGAGAAAUAAAGAGACUGAGCAAGGAAUCCAACAGGACAAAUUCCUGAUCUAAGCUGAAUGGUUCCAUCCCAGAUCCAAUCUAAGACCAAGGUUACCCAUUCACAUGUCCUCCAGAAUGUGGCUCCCGGCAGCCUUGUGUCUGUCCAGCCUGGUGCUGUCUACCCAUGGCCGGGACAGAGUCUCCCUGCGACGCUCAAACGACCACACCGGGCACUGCCAGUACACCUUCACUGUGGACAACCCUGCCGAGGCCAGCUGCCCUGGGGCCAGCGGAGGACCUGAGAUGGAGGGGGUCAAGUCUCAUCUUACUCUACUGGAGGCCCUGAUCAGCAGCAUACUGGGAGGCGAGGGAGCCGGGGGAGAGGGGCUACAGGCUGGGGGUGACAAGGCCCUCCAGGACGCAUACUCCCAGGCCAUGGGAGAGAAGAGCCAGCUGCAGGAGGACAGGGAGCAGCUGAACAGGCAGGUGCAGGAACUUCAGAGGAGGAUGGAUGAGCUGAUUGUGGGGGCUGAGACACUGAGACAGACCCCCUGCCACCAGUCCCAGGCCACUGGAUCAGGACUGAACCGUGGAAGGCACCCUGACUAUGCCCCCUAUCAGGAGAUGAAGACCGAGCAUCACAGGGAAGUACGGGGUGUGGCUGCAGGACCCUGGGGCGGCUACACAGACAUCGACCUGGCGCUGGACGAGCAGAGCCCGUGGGCCAUCUACAGCCCCAGCAAGGCCAAGGGAGCCAUCGUGGCAUCCCAGCUGGACCCUGAGAGCCUGGAGGUGAAGAGGAGUUGGGAGACCAACAUCAGGAAGAACGCAGUGGCUAACGACUUCGUGAUCAGCGGUCGGGUCUACACAGUGUCCAGCUACAUGGCCCCAGACACCACCGUCAACCACGUGUUCAACACGACCACCGGCCAGGGCCGAGGCAUGGAGGUGCCCUACAAGAACCACUACCGCUACAACAGCAUGGUGGACUACAACCACGCCCAGAGGAAGCUCUGCGCCUGGGACAACUUCCACAUGAUCACCUACGACGUCAGCUUGGGGAAACCCAGCGGAAACAGCCAAUAAGAGGAGGCUGGGCAAAGAUGAUGGAUUGGUGUGGAGUGCUGUUACUAAAAUAUUAUCAAUCAAUGUCAUUACUAACAGCUUUCUAAUAAGUUCAUAGUGAGGCCUUUGUUUGUGUGCGUUACUCUGUCUAGUAGAAUGUACUAAUGUAAAUAAGAUGAAUCUUACAAUAAAAUGCAUGUCACUACGGUGGAACUCUUUGUGCUACUCCAUGUAAACCAUCUAAGAUAUUGCUCUUCCUGUAUUAUAUAUUAUGUCUUUUACUUAUUUUAAUUUAUAAAAUGUACUGUAUUGUCCAUGUUAAUUUUCUACUAAAGUUGUAUCCUCACUCUUCACCAUUACUUUGUCAUUUUAUCUCGAAAUAAAAUGUAAAUGAUAGAGAUCCCUAAAAAGUUUAUCAGUCUGCAUUUGUUUUGUUCAAUAAA
Messenger RNA from Salmo salar (Atlantic salmon), 1571 nucleotides. The record is from RefSeq and is a predicted model, not a curated record. Lineage: Eukaryota; Metazoa; Chordata; Actinopteri; Salmoniformes; Salmonidae.